Molecule: messenger RNA, 3649 nt
Organism: Betta splendens (Siamese fighting fish)
Lineage: Eukaryota; Metazoa; Chordata; Actinopteri; Anabantiformes; Osphronemidae
Product: TBC1 domain family member 10A-like
Exons: 9
Coding region: 506-1993 (495 amino acids)
Source: RefSeq, a predicted model, not a curated record
GCGGUGCUAACAGUAAGACGGCAAAACCCAGCCAGCCAGGACAGGCUGGGUUGUUGCUGGUCGAUGCAAAAUCUGUCCAUUCCAGUCGGGAUGACAGGAGUACGAACACCGUUAGCAGCAAAGAGAAAGGAGUGCUGCAGCCGAGCUGACGCUCAACUGUGAAAACCGAGAUAAUAUAGCGUCGCUGCGCAGAAGGUCGGGUCGGGUUGCGACGAGCAGUUGAGGUAAACUUUAAGCUAGCCAACGUUAAGUCUGAUGAAGUGUUCAGGAUCAUCUAAGCUAGUUAGCACGAGCGUUUGAGGUCUCCUGGUGGAGCGAAGUAUUAAGUUAGAUACGAUUUAGGUACACAUCAGCCGUUAAAACGUUUAUCGUAUGUCGAGGAGUCAUGGCGUGAAUGCUGCUUGGCUCCGCAAUAUAUGCAGACGAGCACAUUUGACUCGGGGUUGUCAACAAGCGCGCUGACGUUAGCUGUCCUGGCUAGCCAGCCAGCCAGCCUCCUGCCACCAUGGCCAAAACAGAGAACGGCCGUCAAUCUGUGGACACGCGGAGCAUCCGGACCAUCAGCAGCAGCCACAUCGACGACGAGAGCUCCGUGGGCUCCGACUCGGAGAUCAACGGCUUCGCCAGCGACCGGAGGACCGAUAAAUACGGAUUCAUCGGCGGGGCGCAGCAGUACUCGGAGGAGUCAGCUCAGGAUGUCCCUACAGAGGUGCUCAGGCAGAGGGAGGUGAAGUGGCUGGACAUGCUCAGCCACUGGGACAAGUGGAUGAUGAAAAGAUUUGAUAAGGUGAGGAUACGGUGCCAGAAAGGAAUUCCUCCUGCCCUCCGAGGUCGUGCGUGGCUCUACCUGUCAGGCGGGAAGGUGAAGAGAGAGCAGAACCGUGGAAAGUUUCAGGAGCUGGACAGUCAACCAGGUGACGUCAAAUGGCUUGAUGUGAUUGAGAAAGACCUCCAUCGACAGUUUCCUUUUCAUGAGAUGUUUGUGUCACGGGGAGGACAUGGGCAGCAGGACCUGUUUCGUGUUCUUAAGGCCUACACCCUGUACAGACCAGAGGAAGGAUACUGCCAAGCUCAGGCUCCCAUUGCUGCUGUGUUGCUCAUGCACAUGCCUGCUGAGGAUGCCUUUUGGGUUCUGGUCCAGAUUUGUGAGAAGUAUCUUCCUGGCUACUACAGUCCUGGCCUGGAAGCUAUACAGCUGGAUGGAGAAAUCCUGUUUGCUCUGCUACGACGCGUCUCCUCGCUAGCUUUCCGUCAUCUGGAGAAGUACAAGAUCGACCCCAUUCUUUACAUGACUGAGUGGUUCAUGUGUGCCUUCUCUAGAACGCUGCCUUGGGCCUCAGUGCUGCGUGUCUGGGACAUGUUCCUUUGUGAUGGGGUAAAGAUCAUCUUCCGAGUGGGUUUGGUGCUGCUUAGGUGCAUGUUGGGGACCCGGGAGAAGCUGAAGGCCUGUCAAGGCCUGUAUGAAACCAUGGAGCUUCUCAGGGCUAUAGACCCACGAUACAUGCAGGAGGGCUUCCUCGUUCAUGAGAUCGUGGAGGUGCCAGUUACGGCACGAGAUGUGGAAAGGGAGCAUCACAGCCAGCUGAAGCGCUGGAAGAAGAACCGCGGCGAGCUCAACUUUAAGCCGCCCCCUCGGAUGCACGGCGCUCGCCUAAUCAUGAUGGCCGAGCCGCCGAGGCGCCAGGACCUGGAGCAGAACCCCACCAUUGUACUCGAGGUUCCUCAGUCCACCUCACAGCUGAGAGCGAGCAAGAAGAAGAGGAGCAUGAAGAAAUCUCAGGCCACUGUGGAAAUUCCCAACCCGUAUCCUCUUACACACAACCCUUCACCUCCACCCUCGGAUCCACUUGCCCCACCUCCAGUCAACACCAAGAUGUCAGACUCCUUUCGCCAGCAGCAAGCGCCUCUUACAGACCUUGUCCCUGCCAAAGAGUCUUUUCUUCAGCAGUCCACACAGAGCCUUAGCAGCACAGAGCAGGACACAUACCUGUAGCUUCACCGUAGUCACUUCGACUGCAUGAGUGGUAAAAGCACCAAAGCACCAGCAACAGCCGGCCUUUGCCUUGUGGCAUCACUGUUAUUCUAACAUUGGACUCUUUUGUAUUCAUAUAUUUACCUUUUGAUAACAUUUCGAUUAGAAAAUUAUUAGCAUACACGAAAGCUUCAACGCCACAUGUAAAACUACUUCUGUGCUUGUGCCAUUUCUCCUGGUGUUACCUCCUCUUGGUUUUUCUUUGUUUAGAUCAUAAGUCUUGGUUUUCUGUGCAUAUGGGAAACAUGUUACUGACCUAAUGGGAGCAUAGUAAUAUCUACACGUAACAGUGGUGUAAAUAAGAGUUAAAGAUUAGAGAUGCCACAGUGGAUGCGGUUCUUUUUAGCAUUUCUAUUCAUUUCAACACCUUUGUUACUUUAAGCAGUGGCUGAUACAGUUGUUAUACUUUUCAAUGCAAGGUCUUUUAUUUCAGAGUUUUGGUCACUAGAGGGCAGCCUCGCAGAGGGUUGAGCCAUCAUCUUCCUCUACUGAGAAGCUCUUUUUGUACAAGCACUAUUUAUUAAGUAAAACCUGAAAUGAGUCCAUAGUCUGCUAAUGCACUAAAGGUCUUUGUUUUUUUCAGUCAGUGUAGUGAUGUGGUCCAACUCUUUGUAAAUGAGACACUUUGCAGCAGUAAUUUAUGUUACAGUUCGCUCUGUGGCAGAACACUGGACAUUCCUCACUCUAUGACACAUUCCUGCCUUGUUGAACGCCUAAACAGUCUGAAGGCCGCCUCUUGCCAAAUGCAAAUGUGUUUGUGUGUGUGUGUACAUGUGUUUCUAUCACAACGUAGACUGUGAGUGAUCACACAGGAAUCACCUAGUGGUGCUGACCGUCAUCCUGGCAUAGCUCAAAUAUUCACCAUUUGGGCUCUUUGUUGGGUGAUUUUUUGGUUUUUCUAAUAUUUGCUAGAAUUUCCAAAGCAAAUCAACAUUGUUGUUUAGAGACUAUUCACAAACCGUGACCCGCUGCUUUUGUUAGUACAGUAGAGAUCAUGGGAUUUUCCAGUGUAUUGGGAUCUUUGGAACAUUUCACUUAACGUGUAUAGUUUCUUUGGGAAUCCUGGAGAUAUUCAGUGCCUAAAGGCUUUUUUUAAAAGCAUGUUGGACAAUCUUUUUUUUUUCUCAGCCAGUCUGUUUUCUAACAGUGAAAAAUGAUAAAGGGAGAUUUAACAGGCAUCUGCACACACUAAUAAAUUUGCAAAAAAACGCAUGUGUAGAUAAUAAAGAGCUACAAGUUUCAAAGGGAUGACACAUUUCCAAGCAGUGACACUCCUGUAGUUUUUUAGGUGCUUAAAUAACCCACCUCACAUUUCGCUGAUGUUAUUUUAAUUUAAUACUUUGUGUAGAUAUGACAUGUAAAUGAAAUCUAUUUUUCAUUGUAUAAAGCUUUAUUUUAUUGAACAGUUUUAGCAGAUGGGACAUCUCUAAAUCUUCAGGACCAUAUACUUUAAUAUUUGAAACGCUAGAACAUCUUCAUCUGGAAAUGGGGGAACUGUUUACCACUGAAAAUGGAGUUUUUUCACCAAUCACAAUAAGCCUAAAACUGUUUGACAACCAUGGACACUAUGCAUCAUCAUGACUUUAAUUUUUACCAAUAAAGAUUUGUUCAAAUUCA